AUGCGUCAGUCAGUAGGUAAACAAAAUGGCGGCGGAGAAGACAGGAGGCAAGGGCCCUCCGAGUACUUCGGGAAUUGUAAGGGUUGGAUAUUACGAAAUGGAAAGAACAAUCGGGAAAGGAAAUUUUGCUGUUGUAAAGUUAGCUACACAUAUUGUCACUAAAACAAAGGUGGCCAUAAAGAUUAUAGACAAGACACAGUUAGAUGAGGAGAAUAUACAGAAGAUAUUCAGGGAAAUACAAAUAAUGAAACUUCUACGACAUCCCCACAUAAUUCGACUUUAUCAGGUUAUGGAAAGUGAGAGAAUGCUAUAUCUAGUCACUGAAUAUGCGAGUGGAGGUGAAAUAUUUGAUCACCUUGUUGCGCAUGGAAGAAUGAAUGAAAAAGAGGCGAGAAAGAAAUUUAAGCAGAUAGUUGCGGCUGUAUCAUAUUGUCACAGUCGGCAUGUAGUACAUAGAGAUUUAAAAGCUGAAAACUUACUGCUAGAUGCUGCACUCAAUAUUAAAAUAGCAGAUUUUGGGUUCAGCAAUUUAUUUGACACAGACACAAAAUUGAAAACGUGGUGUGGCAGUCCACCUUAUGCAGCUCCUGAACUAUUUGAAGGCAGAGAAUAUGAUGCCCCAAAAGUUGAUAUAUGGAGUCUGGGUGUAGUAUUAUAUGUGCUGGUCUGUGGUGCUCUACCCUUUGAUGGCAGUUCAUUACAAAGUUUACGGACACGGGUGCUUAGUGGGAAAUUCAGAGUUCCCUUUUUUAUGUCAACAGACUGUGAAGAUUUAAUUAAACAAAUGUUGACAGUAGACUGUAAAAAACGUAUAACUAUGGAACAAAUAAUAAAUCAUAGAUGGAUGCAGUUAGGUGACGAUGACACUGAAUUCGUACAAAUGAUACGCGAGUUUAAUACACAUUGUGAUUUAGAAUCAGAGACUGACGACGAUCUUAAUGAAGCUGUGUUAGAACAAAUGGUGAAUAUUCAUAGAUUGGAUAGGGAGAAAACAUUAGAAUCUGUAAAAAAUUCUGCUUACGACCAUCAUAGUGCUAUAUAUCAUCUCAUGUUGGAUAAAAUUAAAAAGCAUCCAAAGACUUUGUUGAACAAAAUCCAUCCAGAUCUGCUUGCAGCUUCACAAAACUUGCCAAUGGCGACACGAACGGAAAGACGUUCUAGUAUUACAACGGGAGUUGUGGAGAGAGUGGAGGUACCGGUAGAAGAGGUUGGACCAAGCACAACACCACCUUUAUUGAGGACACCGCAUGUUCCACAGAUGCAGUUUUAUAAUGAAAAUAAUCAUUUGGAAGACACAAACUACUCAGACUCUGAUGAAGAGCCCUCACCAGAAGCUUUAGCUCGGUAUCUUGCCAUGCGAAGACACACUGUUGGCGUGGGUGACAGUCGACAUGAAGUUCCUGAUGAUUUACGAAUGAAAUUAGGGCAACAUCAGCAACUGUUUGCCAUGCCUCAGCCCAACUGCUUUAUGCCAUUUGGGUUCAAUCCUCUAGGAGGCAUCUCUCCUUACAAUAACUUGCCAAUGGGUGCUUUCCCACCCCUUAUGACUCAACAUCAGUACAAUGUGCCAAUGGGCGAUCAGCAAUAUUUACAGUUACCUCCAAUGAUGGGAGCAGGUGGAGGUGCGAACUUAAAUCGACGAGCAUCAGAUGGCGGGGCUAAUAUCCAUAGGUUUUGUCGACAGAUGAUGCCUGGAAAUAGUCAAGCUGGCAGCAUGGAAACAUUGACGGCACAAGGUGCUGGAUUACCUCUUACUGUAGAGGAGAAAGAAGAUGCUUCAUCUGACCAGGAACCUGAUCAAGAUGCUGUACAAAGAUACCUUGCAAGUAGAGGAAGAGGUAAACGUCACACACUGGCAGUAUCAGACCCUGUACAUGAGGUUCCCCUUGACCUUAGUAUGGGCCUUCUACAGCAGCCAAUUAGAGCAACUAGGAGAUCUUCGGAAAGGGGACUAUCCCCCUAUUCCUACAAAGAGGAGAACAUAUUACAUUUACCUAACGACAGGUUUUCACAGGUGCGACGGGCCAGUGAUGGGUUACCUGGCAGUGCAUUACACAAGCACCAGUUGACAAACCUGGAGAAAAUAUACAAUCAGACUCUGAUGAAUCAGCAGUCAACCAGACCAAGUAGCCAAAAUAGUCUUAAACAGUUGCAACAAGAAUGCCAUGAACUGCAGAAGCAAGUAAUUAGUGGAACAGAGCAUCACUUGUUACAUCGUCGUCCAGCAAGUAUGUCAGCAUCACGUAUUCCGUCCCCGCCGGUCACACCAGCAUCACCCGUCUUUCAGCAUCGUAGUCCAUCUAGCCCAGAUUCUCAGAGUAGUGCCAACCUAUAUCAGCAUUUACAGAGACUUCAUCUAACUCAGCAAAUCAGGGGUGCUGGUUCGCCAACAUUCCGAAGAAGUAGUCCCCCGAAUUUAGCUAGUCUCGGCCAACAAGGCUCGGAAAGUCCACCUCAGUCAUUUCCAAAUCUCUUACAGAACAUCCCCCCAGGACAUCAUAGGAGCAGUCCUCCGCCAAAUUUUCAGAACUUACAAAUAAUUAAAGAAGAUUCACUAGACUUGGAUAAAAGUUCACAAUCAGAAAGUGAAGAAGAUAUGUUAGUGCAAGAAAACGGUGACAACACUGAUCCAGUUGCUGCUAAUCAAAGGGCAUACCCAAAGGGUAAACCUCAGAUUAGUAUAACAGACACACAGGGUCAUGUGACUGCUGUCACUUCAGAUGGAGAUUCCGAAUCAGAAAAGGGAGACAAUUCUGACAGUGCAACAGUUUCGCCUAGUUCACCAUCGAAUGUUCCCACAAGUUUACCCUUUAAUUACAACUACAAGUUACCAUAUGGUAGCCCAGUUCACUCAAACCUUGCAAACAUUCCACCGGAGACUAAGGUCACCGGAAUUACUCAAGAUUUGUACUAUACCUCCUCAAAUGUUAAUUGGUUAACUCAUCAACAACAGCUGUACUUGCAAAGACUUCAAAGUAUUCAAAAUGCCGCUAAUUUACCAAACAUCGGGAGUUUCAGCAAUUAUACAGGAAAGUUUAGUGCUCAACAUUCGCAGCCAUCAUCUCCAAAAGGAUGGGAGAUUAGUAGUGAGGGCAUGUAUAGUAAGACAGCCAGUGAUUGGCUGAUAACUUCAGGCAAUAGCCAAUCAGAGAGAACCGAUAUUAAUGGCUCAGCUCCAUCAUUAAAAGUGGGUGGAGAGUGUGAAUUGACCAAAGUAGGUUCUUAUGUGAAUGUCUCAUCAAAACGAUCAGUGGAAGAUAUUCUGAAUGAUAUCAGGAAGAUAUUAGAACAAAGUGGUCCCCAGAUUGCUUAUAAGUGCUCAGAAAAUCGAGUGCAGCUGGCUAAUUCGGACGUUUCUAUGGAAGUGGAAGUUUGUGAAGGGGUAGAUGCUAGUAGGCUUCAAGUUCGUAGAAUCUCGGGAGAUAGGGGUUGUUAUCAACAACUGUGUCAGGAACUCCUUGCAGGCAUUAAUAUAUGAAAUUGUCAAGUUUUUUUUGUCUUUUUUCUUUCUUAAUGUAUGUUUUUUAAAUUAUUAAUUAUCAAAUUUUUUUUCUUUUAAUAUUAGAUUUUUAAGCCAAAUGUAACAUCAUAGAAAGUUUUAUAUGCAUAUGUUUCUUCAGCUAAGUACUUGUAUAGGUAUUUACUCUUUAUAAAAUCAUGUUAAGAUUGAAGACUUUUUUCCAAUGGAAAAAACAAGAUUAGUUUAUUAUUUCUUAUUGUUUGGUCAGUAUUUUGCCAUUACAAGCAGCAGAUUAUUUCUGCUAGAUAUGCAAAUUUGAAGCAUAUAUACAUAUAUUUUAUCCUUUUUAAAGAUAACAUAGUAAGUUUUAAACAUUUAUAAAAAUAUAUAUUGUUGUGUUUUGUAGAAAUGUAUUUAUAAGGUACGUCUUACAAUACUGAAGAAAAAAAGUCUUUUAUUUUAUUCUAUUUUUUACAUAAUUAUGAAUGAAGAUCAUGGUCAAAUAUAAAGUACAUAUUGGAUUGUAGUAUUUAUUACAAAGGCUGAUAUGUAAUGAAAAAAAAAUAUAUUUUUUCAUUUUUGUUUUGUUUAUCUUAAAUAAAUUAAUCCUUUCAACAUGUGCUAAAAAAAACUUGAUAAAUUUACAAAUUCUACUCUUUAUUCCUUUAGAAAACUUUCACAAAAUAACAGAUCACAUACAUGGUAUUGAAAAUUGGAUAAGUAAGAUUUAUAAGAGCUUCUUUAUUUGUUAUGAAAAAACAUGAUAAAGUAUGUAUUUAACCUUCAACUGAUAACCUCCUUAAGUUAUUAUAAACCUUGCUGUUGUGGGUUCAAAUCCUGAUAGGGACUUUGAAUUCUUUUCAUUUGCGGAAGCUAUCCAGCUAGCUUAAGGAACUACUCAGGUGCCUUUUUGUGCCUGAAAAAAAUGCACAGUAGGGCACCCAAGGUCUUCUGCCACAAGUAAAGCUAGAUAGUCACCAUAUGACUUCUACCGUGUUGGUGCAACAUAAAACCUAACUAAAGAAAAAGUUUAUAUUUUAUGCUUUGACCAUUAUCAAUUCUAUGGCUAUCAAGAUAGAUCAGUCCAAAGUACACAACCUGAAGACUGUCUGCAUGGAGGUAAUUACUGCAUGGAGGCUUAUUCUGGUAAAUUAGAAUUUAACUUGAACCAUUUUGUGGUAGUCUCAAACAGUAAGCCACCUAUGCCAUUAGUAUAAAGCUAGGCAAAUCUGCACAUGCGGACAGUGUCAUUAGACUGUACACCAUAAUUAUAUACUACACCAUAUACUACUCAAAUUAGACAAUUGGUCACAAGUAAAAUCAGCUGUGGAAUGGGUUAAAUAGUUGAAGUGUUUUUUCAGAAAUGUAAACGACGUAAAAAGCUCUUAAAAUUAUUUUAAUUGGUCAGCACAGCAUAUUUAGUGAAAAAUUUGUUUCUAGGCAACACUAUUUUGACAUAUCGAUCUUUUGUAAAAAAAAAAAACAAAAAAAACACACAUGGUUUGAAGUAAGCUUGUUCAUCUAACAUGAUAGGAUUUAAUUUACUGGUAGAGUUGGUAUGACCAGUAUAGAUAGAUAUAAAACUGCUGAGGUAAAUGCUAGGAUAAAUUUGAAAAUAGAACAAAAAAUGUGUCUGGGUUGCAGAAAGUUAUGUAUUGUUUUAAGUUUGUUCUUGGUAUUGUAUUUUUAUCAUAAAUCUUAACAUUUUUAUACCAACUUCGAUAGAAUUGUACUUGCUUUGGUGGGUAGAUACAUAAUAAAUGAGGGUAAAUAUUUUCCAUAGGGGUUAUUUCUAUGGGGGGGGGGGUAAAUAUUUUUUAUAGGGGUAAUUUCUAUGGGGUUAAAUAUUUUCUAUAGGGGUAAUUUCUGUGGGGGUAAAUAUUUACUAAAAAUCUAGGGGGUUAAACAUUUAUUCAAAAUCAGAGCAAUACAGUAAUGAAACUAUAAUAUUUAUUUAUUACUGGUUUUACUGAAGCUUACAUACUCGUGUUAUGCAGUGUAAUGCAGAGAAAAAUGGAAAUAAAAGUAAUGAAAAGUAUGUUUUUUAGAUUCUGCAAUGAAAGCAAUUAGAUGCAUGUUUUGCGCAAACUACAAUUGAAUUUAUGAUUAUUAUCACUAUAUACUAUUCAUUACUAUGCAUAUAGUAAUGGCUAUUUCCGCAAAUUUUGACGUAAUAUAGGUAAUUUAUGUGGAUGGAUGCUUUUUAAGUCUACCAUUAAUCACCUUCUUUCAGUUUAAAUGAAAUUUCUUUAAUGACAUACCAGCACAUAAAAGUUUAUAUAUUUUACAUAAUUUUUAUUGAUAUAAAUUAAAAAAAGCAAUGUUGUUGUUUUUUUUUUCUUUAAAAAUAAAAAAACAAAACUUGUAGACCUGAUUUAAGUUCUUUUUUAGAAUGUGCUGACUUGGAACACUAUGCAAGUAAAGGAGGACAACUCUUCAGUAAUUUUUACUAAAGUUAUUAAAAUCUUGGUGGCAUUAUCUCCCUUCUUGUAUAUAUAUUUGUCUCUAAUAUAAUGAAAGGGAUGUUUCAAGUUUUGGCAAAACCUGCUUGUGCCAAAGAAAGCACCCACUAUAUGUAAAAAGACAAAUAUGAAUACCGUAUAUGAAAAAUUACCUACAUAAGUGAUCUGUAUUUCACAAGUGCAGAUAUGCUUGUAGCUGGAAGUUUUCAAACAAGUUUUGAUCUGUAGACUUUCUUAAUAAGAUUUUUCGUUUUUUGUUUCUAAUGGUGCUUUUGUAAAUGUUAACUUAUUUGUGAUAAUUCUAAAUGAUUUGAAUUUUUAAAAAUAUAAUUAAUAUAUUAUCUCUUGUAUAGAUAUUAUAUAUUUUGCUGAAAGUGUGAAUGUUACAUGAUAUGUACAUGUAAUUUUUAAAAUGUGAGUGUGGUUUUUUUUUCAAGAUCUUUUGAAUGUUUUUAUUGUAAGGGAUGACCCUAAAGUGGUAUCUUUUAACCUUCCUUUGCCUCAUUAAAUCUCUCCUGUAUUUGAUAAAAAAAAAAAAUUAAGGAAAGAAAAAAAAAGAAUAUUUAUUCAUCAUUGCAUGGUAUUUAAAAAAACCCAAAAACAUCACAUAGUGAUUAGAGGUGAUUAUGGACUCAUUGUUAGGCAGUUAGUUUUAAAGAAGAAAAAAAAAGAAAAAACAAUGUAAACUGGAUGUGUUAUAGUAAAACAUCAUUGACAGCACACUGGACUUACUCUGACAAUGUUAACUAUGUUUGGUUAAAAAAAAAUUCCAAAGUCAAAUACUAAUUGGUCUAUAUGGACCCUAACAGGUAGACAUUAAUGAAAUUAUAGUUAACCGGAUAUAUCCAGAUUUUUUUGUGUAGCCACUCUCAAAUUUUAACUGUAAUUGUUUAUUCCUAAUACUACUUCGAGUUUUAUUUUACUUUUAUUUUGUUGCUCCUUGUUUUAUUAAAACUGUUUUUGAUUGGCUAUAAUAAUCAGCAAAUUAUGCCAACUGUCCUAGAGUCUAAUGCAGUAAAAUAUAUUUCAGAUUUUUAUUAACCUUUAAGUGUCACUUAAUAUAUUGAUAACACUAUAUAAAAGGGGAUAAAAUUAGAUUUUAAGAGAUUGACCGAUCUUUCUUUUGAUUAUAAUAAUGUGAUUGCAAAGCUGCUGUAAACUGUUUGAAAUAAGUUUGACUUUACUAUUCAUAUGAUAAUUUAUUAUCUGUGGCAAUACAAACAAAACUUAUUUAAAAGAUAAAUUCUGUUUUUUUAAUGUAUUAUACAUUAUAACAAAAAAAUGCAGCAAUUUCCUUUUACUUAACUCACCUAAUGUCUUGGUCUGAGCUUCCAAACUGUGCUUUUGGUAUUUUGUGGAUAUGUAGGUUAACCAGUCAACAGUGACGAGCUUGGGCAGAUCGUAUCCAAGCUGACCCGACCCUGACAUUUGAAGUCUAGAUUUUUAUCUUAAAACAUCUGUGAGUAUAGGUCAGGGUCAAGAAUAAUUUAAAAUGAUGCUUAAUAUGUAAAAGAGAGGCCCUCAAAUGUAUCUGUGAUUUUUUUUUUAAUCAUCAACAUUUUCAUUUGUAUGAUAUUCAAAAUAUUUUAAACUGACAGUUGGUUUAUUUAUGAUGGGUUAUAUGCAUUUAUGGAAUAAUAUUUUAUUUAUGUUAGUUCUUUUUUUUUAUGAAAAUGAUCAUCAAUGAUACAUGUGUGUUUUACUUUAAGACAAUGCACCGCAUCACAACAAAUCCAACAUAGUGCGUUAGCGACCAGCAUGGAUCCACACCAGACUGAGCGUCCGCGCAGUCUGAUCAGGAUCCAUACAGUUCGCUAUAGUUUUCUCUACUUGUAAUAGAGUUGGUAAGGGAACAGCAUGGAUUCUGAUCAGACUGUGCGGAUGCGCAGGCUAGUCUGGAUCCAUGCUGGUCGCAAACGCACUAUGUUGGUUUUGUCGUGACACGGCUCAAAUUAUGAUAUUUACUUUUUCUCUUUUGUUUGGUCUAGUCUGUACACAAUAUCUGUCAAACAUGUUUUGUGGUCUUGUAUUUUUACAAAAAUGUUUUGUGGUCUUAUAUUUUUACACAGAACAUUACAAAGUUUCUUUCAAUGUGCUAUCCUUGACAGGUAUUGAGGAAAGCUUUAAAUUGCAAUUAGAGAAAUGAAAAAAUAAAUGAAUAAAAAUAAUUUUGCUUUCCUCGAGUUAUGGAAUCAUUAUUUAUCUUAAAGCAUUGUGAGAAAACCUCAGCGUUCAAUUUCCGAUUCACUUGUUUAUGUUGUUUGGAAUUCUAUUUUGAACAUGUUUGAAAUAAACAGAAAGCAGGAUAAGUUUUGUGAUUAAGGUUAUAUUAUAUCUUUAUAUUUCACCCAAAAGCUAACCUUGUAUAAUUUACAAUGCCUAUCUUGAUAAAAAUGAAUAAAACUUUUGUUGAGAAGUGAUAUUACCAAGCGCUAAAAACUAAGACUGGCAUGUGAAUGUCUGUUAUAUGUUCUGUUUGUUAGACCUUUGUCAUAAGAUUUUUGUCAAUCAGAAUUAUAUUGGCCUACCAUCCCACCAAACUUAAUUUAUAGUGGUGACAAAUUAUUUCUAUGGGGGUGAAUUUUACAAGUAUUUUGCUUCUUGGAAAAAAAAUCAACCAAAUUGAAUACAAAACAAUUAAGUACUAUAAAUGAAAUGUGAGAUGUGAAGUUGAAUAAGAUUUGAAGGUAAAUUAUAACAAUAGCUUGAAACAAGGGGACUAAAGCAUUUUAGUAUCUACUUUUUAAAAAGUUAAUUUGUAGGUUUUUUUUAAAUGACUUUUACAGAGUAUUUAACCCAUAACCUGCUAGAAGUAAAAGUGAUAAGCCUUUACCACCACCAGUAUAGAGCUAGGCCAGGUUGUACCUUAUGUGCAGUCUGAUCAGGCUUCAUACUGUCACUGGGCUGACUUAACAUUUGAGCCGCGUCACGACAAAACCAACAUAGUGCGUUUGCGAACAGCAUGGAUCCAGACCAGCCUGCGCAUCCGCGCAGUCUGAUCAGGAUCCAUGCUGUUCGCUUACCAACUCUAUUACAAGUAGAGAAACUGAUAGCGAACAGCAUGGAUCCUGAUUAGACUGCGCAGAGGCGCAGGCUGGUCUGGAUCCAUGCUGGUCGCAAACCUAUUAUGUUGGUUUUGUCAUGACACGGCUCAUUUUUAUCUUGAUAUUCUCAACAUUGAUUAUGGACUGUUCCAAAAAAUGGAAGCUGGACAAGUCCAUUUUAAGAAGUUUAGCAGGUUAUGGGUUAAAUAUAUACAUGUAUAGUAAUUAUUGUUAUCUGCUAUAUUCUACCUAACAACUGGAACUUCCAGCUAAUGAGAACAAUAGGUAUAACUAUUUACAGGUGUCAUGGUUCCUAUGAUACAUUUGUUUGAAAUGAACAUAUCAAAAAUUUGCUCUCACAUUGUACAAGAGUUACUUUGCAUAUUUGACAAGUUUGUCUGCUUUGCUCUUACAUAUAUGGACAUAAUUACUUUUAU
Molecule: messenger RNA, 9403 nt
Organism: Ruditapes philippinarum (Manila clam)
Lineage: Eukaryota; Metazoa; Mollusca; Bivalvia; Venerida; Veneridae
Product: serine/threonine-protein kinase SIK3-like
Exons: 15
Coding region: 26-3478 (1150 amino acids)
Biological process (GO): microtubule cytoskeleton organization; intracellular signal transduction; protein phosphorylation
Cellular component (GO): cytoplasm
Molecular function (GO): ATP binding; tau-protein kinase activity; protein serine/threonine kinase activity
Source: RefSeq, a predicted model, not a curated record